UUAGACGAUUACGGAUGAUAAAGCGGGGCAGAUCAGUGGAGUGGCGCUGGUAAAGACGCGGUAACAUUUUGAACCUGUUUACCCGCAAAGCAAGUGGCGUCACAUCUUCUUUCUCUCUGAACGCUGCGUCAAAGAAUAACAAACGCACAGAAGAACGAAGCUCGGCGACGGCGGUCCUUUCAACGGCAACGCUCCUCUCAACGGCGGUCUCCAGCCAGCGGCGCGACCCUCCCAUUUGCGGUCCACAGCCAGCGGCGCUCCUAAAGCGGUGGUCCCCAACAGCGGCGCAACCCUAGCAGCAGCCGCGGUCCUCGUCCUCCCCAGCCAGCGGCGCUCAACCCUCCCAGCGGCGCUUCCCUGACCAGUGGCGCUCCCCUCCCAGCAUCUUUUACUGAUUUCUAUAUUGCUGUUCCUUCUACUCAGUUCCCUUUAGAGGAACUUAGAUCAACUGGAAUCAUUAUCCAAGAAACUUAAAUCCAUAACCGUAAGGACUUAGGUACCCUCUCAAUCUAUUGCUGCAACAAGAUUGCAGUUUAUUUUUCUUCAAAAUCAAAAUUGGAGCUUGAAUCAGAAGAGUCUUGGCCGCCAUGAAAACAAGGAAAUUAUAAAUGUGGUUAUAAUUUCAAGCUCUUUCACAUUGUUGUAUUAUUUCUUGUUUCAUUUCUUUCGUGUAUCACUUGCCGCCACCAUGCCUGCGGUGCAUCGGGGAAACUUCUCCAAUCGCCAAACACAAUUCUCCGCUCGGAGGCAGAAGAUAAUGCAACAAAGGAAGUCCCUUCCGAUUGCUUCGGUUGAGAAAAGACUGGUUGAAGAGGUUCGGAAGAAUGAUGUGUUGAUUAUUGUUGGUGAAACUGGAAGUGGAAAGACUACUCAGAUUCCACAGUUUCUAUUUGAUGCUGGAUUUUGCCGCGAUGGAAGGGUUAUUGGGAUAACACAACCUAGACGUGUAGCUGCUGUCACUGUGGCAAAAAGAGUUGCUGAGGAGUGUGGUGUUGAGUUGGGUCAGAAGGUCGGGUAUUCUGUUAGAUUUGAUGACACUACUUGUGGCUCAACAAGGAUCAAGUACAUGACAGACGGUUUGCUUUUGAGGGAAGCAUUAUUAGAUCCGUAUCUUUCUAAGUAUUCUGUUAUAAUUGUUGAUGAGGCACAUGAGAGGACUGUUCACACUGAUGUCUUGAUGGGCUUGCUAAAGAAAGUACAGCUCGCUCGGUCAAGUUCUGUCGGUGAUGGUCAGGGACUCAAUUUUGGAAAAAAGAAUUUGAAGAAAGUUAUGAUGUCGGAGAAAGAAAAUGAUCAGAGUGGCCGUUUUCAUAAAAUGCCUCGCCAUGAGAAGUAUGCUCCGUUGAAGUUAAUCAUCAUGUCUGCAAGUCUUGAUGCCCGGGCUUUCUCUGAAUACUUUGGUGGUGCCAAAGCUGUUCACAUCCAAGGGAGACAGUUUCCUGUUGAUAUAUUUUAUACUCGCAUUGCAGAGACAGAUUAUUUAGAUGCUUCCUUGAUAACAAUAUUCCAGAUUCAUUUAGAGGAGGGUCCUGGUGAUAUACUAGUAUUUCUGACUGGGCAAGAAGAGAUUGAAUCUGUUGAAAGGCUUAUCAAUGAGAAACUCCCACAAUUACCUCAAGAAAAUAAGAAGCUUCUAAUUGUACCUAUUUUUGCUGCUCUUCCAUCUGAGCAGCAAAUGCGGGUCUUUGCACCAGCUCCAUCUGGGUUUCGCAAGGUGAUAUUGGCAACUAAUAUUGCUGAGACAUCAGUAACAAUUCCCGGAAUCAAAUAUGUAAUUGAUCCUGGAUUUGUUAAAGCACGAUCCUAUGACCCUGGAAAAGGCAUGGAAUCCUUGAUUAUAGUGCCUACAUCCAAGUCCCAGGCUCUGCAAAGAAGUGGGCGUGCAGGGCGUGAAGGACCUGGAAAAUGCUUCCGACUAUAUCCUGAAAAAGAAUUUGAGAAACUUGAGGACUCAACAAUGCCAGAGAUAAUGCGGUGCAACCUUUCUAAUGUUAUUUUGCAGCUUAAGGCUCUGGGUGUUGAUGACAUACUAGGGUUUGAUUUUAUUGAGAAACCUUCAAGGGCAGCUAUUAUAAAAUCAUUGGAGGAGCUAUUUUUGCUGGGUGCCCUAACAGAUGAAUGUCUACUAUCUGAUCCUGUAGGACAUCAAAUGGCUCGACUGCCGUUGGAUCCCAUUUAUUCCAAAGCUCUUAUUUUAGCUAGUGAGUUUAACUGCUUGGAGGAGAUGUUGAUAACUGUAGCUCUGCUGUCUGUGGAAUCCAUAUUUUAUAGUCCUCGGGACAAGUUAGAAGAGGCAAGGACUGCAACUAAAUGCUUCUCAAGUCCAGAGGGAGACCACAUCACUUUGAUUAAUGUGUAUCGAGCAUCUAAUGAUUUCUUGGAGAAGAGAUCAAUGGAGAUGGGUAUAGCAAAGACUGAAAAAGUUUUUAGAAAAUGGUGCAAAGACAAUUAUAUUAAUAGCCGGUCUCUUAGACAUGCUCGUGACAUUCACAAGCAGAUUAAGGGACAUGUUGAACAAAUGGGUCUUAAUCUUUCUUCUUGUGGAGAUGAUAUGCUUCAAUUCCGCAGAUGCCUAGCUGCUUCAUUUUUCCUCAAUGCAGCUGUAAAGCAGCCAGAGGGGACAUACAGGGCUUUGGCAAGUGGUCAGGUGGUGCAGAUCCACCCUUCUUCUGUAUUAUUUCGGAAAAAACCAGAGUGUGUGAUAUUCAACGAAUUGGUCCAAACUAAUAACAAGUAUGUCCGAAAUCUAACAAGAGUUGAUUACCUAUGGUUAACUGAGCUGGCUCCUCAAUAUUAUGCCAUGCAGAAUUAAAUUCGUCGUGGUUCCAUUAAACAGGUUACUUGAUUGUCUGUUGGAACAGAUCAAUUCAAGCUCCCGAAUUUGUGCCCCCACUGCUUGAUGGAUCUUUUCGUAAUGACAGGUUUUGAGAUUUAAGGGGAUUGUCUUUGGCAUUCCUUGGUAUGUGGAGACGUCAAUUAUUCCUAUAACGACAAGCACCUCUUACUGGGUUGUUGUCAAGUUAUUUUCUCUUGGGCUGCAAUGGUCACUAAGAUCGAGGAGCAAGUCUGUGAUGGUAGGGUGCACCUUACAGUUGUGACCUCAUCGCAUUGAAAUUGUGUACAGAUUUUUUUUUUUUAAUGUUCAUUUCUGCAUCAUUUUAAAUUGCUCGAUUUAAACUAGUACAAUAUGAAUUGUAUGAUUAGCAGCCAAGUUCUUUGAAUCCACUUAUUUAUAUACACUGCACAUCAAUUUCUAGAUGAGAGCUAUUGGGUAUUUCUUUAUGUUUUGGGCGAUGAGUGAGGGCUACUGUUAUUUUCUCCCCCCAUCAGCAAUAUUUGAGGGUUACUUAAACAUCAACAUUAGUAUAUUUUUGCUUUG
Vigna unguiculata (cowpea) is the source of this 3379-nucleotide messenger RNA. Its product is annotated as RNA helicase family protein. Gene Ontology annotation, molecular function: ATP binding; double-stranded RNA binding; helicase activity. The record is from RefSeq and is a predicted model, not a curated record. Gene Ontology annotation, biological process: positive regulation of transcription by RNA polymerase I. Lineage: Eukaryota; Viridiplantae; Streptophyta; Magnoliopsida; Fabales; Fabaceae. Gene Ontology annotation, cellular component: nucleolus; intracellular anatomical structure.